Molecule: messenger RNA, 1239 nt
Organism: Nicotiana tabacum (common tobacco)
Lineage: Eukaryota; Viridiplantae; Streptophyta; Magnoliopsida; Solanales; Solanaceae
Source: RefSeq, a predicted model, not a curated record
UAUCCCACGCCUCUUAACGUAACCGUCGGCUAGUCUCCUACUUUAGGCCGCCGUCACUUCUCUCGUUGGUCCGCCACUCUCCGCUUUGUAACCACCAUCACAACCUUCUUCACCGCCUCUUACACCCAAAAGCACCGGUUUGGAUAUCGCUAUGGAGGAGCAAUCAUUCUUUAACAAGUUCCUUAUCAACCUUCGUUCCAAUUGCAAAUAUUAUACAGGCUAUCCUAAGGAUCUUGGACCAUCGAGGGUUAUUCACUUUACCUCAGAACGGGAAUUUGUCCAACUUCUCCAUCAAGGCUACCCUGUAGUUGUUGCAUUUACGAUCAAGAGUAACUACACCAAACAUCUUGACAAAGUUCUAGAGGAGUCUGCAGCUGAGUUUUAUCCACAUGUAAAAUUUUUACGUGUCGAAUGCCCGAAGUACCCUGGUUUUUGCAUAACAAGACAAAAAAAGGAAUAUCCAUUUAUAGAGAUAUUUCAUAGUCCAGAACAGGCAGCUGCUCAGGGCAGGGUUGCUGAUCCUAAUAUUACCAAAUACGCAGUCAAAGUUUUACCUUUCAACUAUGAUCUCAGUGCUUAUGGAUUUCGUGAGUAUUUCAAAAGGCAUGGAGUUCGAACAUCAGAUUCCAAUUAAAAGUUAAGGAGUAUCCAGCAUGGUAUAUGAUUUUACCAGUUUGGACAACUUGCACUGGCUUUCUUUUAAAUUAUCGAGCACGAAAGUGAAAAAGCUGUUUCAAAACGAGAUCUCCUUUGCCUCUCCAGAACUCGAACUUAAGUUUUUUUGAAAAAUAGGCACUGUUAUUCUUCCAUGAAUUUUGCUUUUUCCAAAUCCUUUUCAACAGUAAUAGCCAUUUGUGACACAAGCUGGUAGAGUGUGAUAAAGAACUUAAACUUGAAGCUGAGCUCAUAUUAGUUGGCUCGUCAGAUACAGAAGUUUCGAUGUUUAUAACUUGUGAAAGAUCUCGCGGAAUUCAGUAGCUAUCAGGGAUGUUACGACCAAUGCAGACUACGAUGGAUGAGUUACUGAUUUAUGAAGUACAAUUUCUUGUACAACUUGUAAAGAAUAAUGUUCUUGUUUCCCUCUAUUCAGUACCCUUUUGAAUAUCUUGGUCCUGUGGUACUAAAUUAAAUUGGGACUUCUCUUUCUUGCCUUGUUAAGUAUAGCAGAUUAGAGAGAAAUGUAACCAGCCCAUGUAGAACAUUUAUGAAUAAAAUCUUCUAUAAUGACCUUUUUUUCUA